Molecule: messenger RNA, 3626 nt
Organism: Gossypium raimondii (Peruvian cotton)
Lineage: Eukaryota; Viridiplantae; Streptophyta; Magnoliopsida; Malvales; Malvaceae
Product: nuclear pore complex protein NUP98A
Exons: 13
Coding region: 379-3366 (995 amino acids)
Biological process (GO): post-transcriptional tethering of RNA polymerase II gene DNA at nuclear periphery; RNA export from nucleus; protein import into nucleus
Cellular component (GO): nuclear pore cytoplasmic filaments; nuclear pore
Molecular function (GO): structural constituent of nuclear pore
Source: RefSeq, a predicted model, not a curated record
GGACUUGGAAACAACGCUACGCGGAUCACCCGACCCUUCAAAACCCUCUCUUUGCUCCACUGUUUCGCCAUUAGUCCUGUCUUUCUCCACCGCCCCCCUUUCACCUUUUCGAAUUCUGAUUUUUCCCACUCUCUUCAAUUUCUUACAAGUCAGAAUUCAGAUAGACCCCAAAAAGGUCCUAUCUAACCCUAACUUCUCAUCUCUUCAUUUUGUGCUUCUCUUUCUCCCCCACUGUUUCCCUGCUCGAUAACACAUGUUGAUUCCAUUUUGUUAACGGCUUUCUAGGAUUUUAUUCGGGAUUUUGUCGGAGCACUGAAUACCUUCCUUUUCCUGUUUGAAAUCAAAGAGUUGCGGAGUAUAAGAACUAUAUAAACGAAGAUGUUUGGUACAACUAACCCAACUCUUAAAACAGCUUUCGGGCAACCAGCAAGUAGCCCAUUUGGCCAGACCAAUCCAAGUAGCAAUCCGUUUGCACCUAAAUCUUCCUUUGGUAGUCCAACUCCUUUUGGCUCCCAAACAGGGGGUUCACUAUUUGGUGGUACUUCUACUGGGGUGUUUGGUGCAGCCCAACCUUCUUCUCCAUUUUCCUCAACAACAACCUUUGGUGCAUCAUCAUCUCCGGCAUUUGGAAGUUCCAUGCCUGCUUUUGGGUCUUCGUCUACUCCUGCUUUUGGCAAUUCAUCAUCAUCUUUUGGUGGGCCUUCUGGUUUUGGUCAGAAGCCAGCAUUUGGUUUUGGAUCUACUCCCACUCAAUCAAGUCCUUUUGGAAGCUCAGGGCAGCAAUCACAACCUACAUUUGGUAGCGGAAUAUUUGGUUCCUCCACACCCUUUGGUUCAACACAGUCUGCAUUUGGUGCCACAAGCACCGCUGCGUUUGGUGCCACAAGCACCCCUGCCUUUGGUGCCACAAGCACCCCUGCCUUCGGUGCCACCAGUACCCCUGCCUUCGGUGCCACAAGCACCCCUGCUUUCGGUGCCACAAGCACCCCUGCUUUCGGUGCCACUAGUACCCCAGCCUUUGGUUCCACAAGCAGCCCUGCCUUUGGUUCAACUGGAAGUCCUUUUGGGAGCACUGGAACUGCAUUUGGUGUGUCUAAUGCCCCAGCAUUUGGAGCAUCAAGCACACCUGCUUUUGGCACAUCUAGCACUCCAGCUUUUGGAGCGUCUUCUACUCCUUCCUUCAGCUUUGGGUCUAGCCCUGCUUUUGGACAAUCAACAGCAGCAUUUGGUAGUAGUCCUUUUGGGACGACUACAGUUGGAGCACAGAGUUCCCCUUUUGGAAGCCAAUCCUCUUCUCCUGCAUUUGGAAGCACGACCUUUGGCCAGUCUGCAUUUGGGGGUCAACGUGGAGGCAGUAGAGUAGCUCCUUAUACACCUACAACUGAUGCAGAUAGUGGGAGUGGUACACAGCCUGCUGCAAAAUUGGAGUCAAUAUCAGCAAUGCAUGUUUACAAAGAUAAAAGUCAUGAGGAGCUGAGAUGGGAGGAUUAUCAGUUAGGAGAUAAAGGUGGACCGCAACCAGCUGCUCAGCCUUCUGGAGGGAUUGGCUUUGGUGUGUCAGCUGCACCUGCAAGUCCUUUUGGCUCUUCUUCAACAAUUGGUCAAACAUCUGCAAAUCCAUUUUCCGGCACGAGUGCUAAUCCAUUUAGUAUAAAACCCCCAUCCUUUAAUAGUGCAAGUUUUACAACCUCAACUACUACAUCAAAUCCUUUUCAAUCAACAUCAUCAAGCCUUUUUGGCCCAUCUUCAUCAACAACACCUUCAAUAUUUAGUUCUUCAGCUCCUGCAUUUGGAACUGGUUCAUCUCUUUUUAGUUCAUCUGUAACUCCUUCAUUUUCAUCUUCGCCAUCCAUAUUUGGUACUGGUGCAGCUCCAGCAACAACACCCACAUUUGCCACUGGUUUAAAUUUUGGCAGCAGUCAGGGGUCUUCUCUGUUCACUUCUACCCCUGCAAUUGGGCAGGCAAGCUCUACCUUUGGACAGAAUACUAGUAGCUUUGGUCCAACUAGCAUUUUCAAUACACCUUCCACUGGGUUUAGUGGGAAUAUGUUUUCGAGCUCUCUGUCAUUGCCUCCUUCUAGCAACCCAACUGCCUUCGGCUCAACAACUCCCUCUUUUGCUUCACCUUUCCAGCCAGCUCAGACUUCUGGAGCUUUCAGCUUUAGUAAUCUUGGUCAGACACAAAUGAGUGGUGGAUCUGGCAUUUUUGGUCAGAGUAAUGUUGGCCUACCGUCUGUGACACAAAAUGCUGCUGUAGUACAACCUGUGACUAUUAGUAAUCCCUAUGGAACACUCCCCGCAAUGCCUCAAAUGUCAAUUGGUCGGGCUGGGACUGCACCAUCUGUUCAAUAUGGGAUUUCUAGCAUGCCUGUCACGGACAAACCCGUUCCUGUUAGAAUAUCGCCCCUGUUGACUUCACGGUACAUUUCACAAAGACGGAUUAGGUUGCCUGCAAGGAAAUAUCAUCCUAAUAACGGCAAUCCAAAGGUUCCAUUUUUCAAUGACGAUGAAGAGACACCCAGCACACCUAAGGCUGAUGCUGUUUUUAUUCCUAGGGAAAAUCCAAGGGCUCUGGUUAUCCGUCCCACUGAAAAUUGGCCUUCAAGAGCUUCUGUAGAGAAGGUAUUGCCUUUGAAGGAUGCAUCCUCUCUGGUGCAUGAGAAUGGCAAAGUUUCUGAUGAUGGCUUCAAUGCUGAGGAUAAAGAUAAAAAUCCAGCUGAAAAUGGCCUUGUGAAGGAGCAGAUUCAUCAUAACCAGAAAGCUAAUGGAGUCCAUGAUGAUCAUUCUGUACAGAAAGAGGAUUCGUUCAGGACACUCAGUGGCCACAGGGCUGGUGAGGCUGCUAUUGUGUAUGAGCACGGGGCUGACGUUGAGGCUCUAAUGCCAAAGCUCAGGCGUUCUGAUUACUAUACAGAACCCCGAAUCCAAGAACUGGCAGCAAAGGAAAGGGCUGAACCAGGGUACUGUCGCCGUGUCAAGGACUUUGUGGUUGGGCGGCAUGGUUAUGGAAGCAUAAAGUUCCUGGGUGAGACAGAUGUGAGAUGCCUUGAUCUAGAGUCCCUUGUACAGUUCAACAACCGUGAGGUAAUUGUUUACAUGGAUGACAGCAAGAAACCUCCUGUUGGACAAGGUCUUAAUAAACCUGCAGAAGUAACGCUUCUCAACAUCAAGUGCUUCGACAAAAGGACCAGAGAGCAGUAUACAGAAGGGCCAAAAGUGGAGAAAUAUAAGGAGAUGCUUAAGAAGAAGGCCGAGGACCAAGGAGCAGAGUUUCUCUCCUAUGAUCCCAUCAAAGGAGAAUGGAGGUUCAGGGUAAAUCACUUCAGCAAGUACAAGUUGGAAGACGAAGAGGAAGAUGUGCUGUAACAAUGUUUGUUUUAUUCAUGGCAAUUGUUAAGGAAGAGUUUGUGGGUGGCACAUGUGUUUUCUCCCCAUUAAAAAGGGUAAUGUCUUGAAUGUACAGGGUUGGCAAAUUGUGGUAAUGUUUCGACUUUUUUAAGCGUCACAUCAGACGGUAUACAUGAAUGUUUUCGUGCGAGUGAUUUCGUUAGUUUUUUUUCUGUUCUUGCGAUGCUGACUCUUGGAAUUAGAUUGCUUAUGAAAUGGCAUUAUCAUUGUGUGGGAAA